CCCGGCCCGGCCCGCUCCCAGCGCGCUGCCGUCGCAGCCCCCGCGGCUCGCGGGGAGGCCAACCCCGCAGCUGAAGCAACUUGCCUCGGACCCUCGGUGAGGAGGGGCGGCGCGCGGGGCCGGACGGGAGCAGGAGAGGCGUGCGGGCGCUAUGCCUCCGGCCGGCGGUCUCCGCGCGCCGCGCCCCGCCGCGCUGCCCCGCAGCCUGUCCCGCCUGCGCGAGUGCCCGGGCCGCUCUCGCAUCGUGCUGGCGCUCGGGGCCACGCAGAUGGCGCUCGGAUGCCUCAUCGUGGCCGUCAGCUUCGCUGCGCUGGCGCUCACCACCUCGGCCCGCGUCCGCCACUCCUGCCCCUUCUGGGCCGGCUUCUCGGUGCUGCUGUCAGGACUUAUUGGCGUCGUCUCCUGGAAGAGGCCCCUGUCCCUCGUGAUUACCUUUUUCAUGCUGCUCUCUGCAGUAUGUGUAAUGCUGAAUUUGGCUGGUUCAAUUCUCUCCUGUCAGAACGCUCAGCUAGUCAACUCCCUGGAAGGCUGUCAGUUGAUUAAGUUCGACAGCGUCGAGGUGUGUGUCUGCUGUGAGAUGCAGCAUCAGUCGUCGGGCUGCAGCAACCUUGGAGAGACAUUGAAGCUGAACCCGCUGAGGGAGGACUGCAACACCGUGCGGCUGACCUUAAAGGAACUGCUCUUCAGCGUGUGUGCCCUCAACGUCCUGUCCACCAUCGUGUGUGCGCUGGCCACAGCCAUGUGCUGCAUGCAGAUGGUCUCCGCUGACGUCCUGCAGAUGUUCCUUCCACAAAGGGCGCCUUCCGUCAGCCCGGCCUGCAUGACCCCGCAUGGCACUGUCCUCCACCAGACCCUGGAUUUUGAUGAGUUUGUGCCUCCACUGCCCCCUCCGCCCUAUUAUCCCCCGGAGUACACCUGCACGCCCACCACUGAGGCCCACAGGGGCCUCCACCUGGACUUUGCUUCCUCCCCAUUCGGCACUUUGUACCGCGUCACCAUCAACAGCCCCGGCCUGCUCUACCCCGCCGAGCUCCCGCCGCCCUACGAGGCCGUGGUGGGCCCGACCCCCACCAGCCAGAUUCCAAGUGGGGACCCGCAAGUGACCGAGCCCGGCUCCGGGGACCCAGACGCCACCGCGGGCUUCAGCACGCAAGCGCCGGCCGACAGCUCCAGCCUGCUGGCCCCCGAGGGCACUGCCACGCCGGGCCUGAGCCGCCCACCCUCUGACGGCCCCACGGGCACCCUGCUGCCCGCUGCACACCCGCGCCGCACAUCCCCUGAGGGCGCCCCCCAGGGCACGCGGGCGCGGCCAGGUCCCAGGCGCGUGGCCCGCUCUGCCAGCGACCCCACCUCGUGGGGCCCCUCCAGGGUGUCAGGUGAUGCCUCGUCACACACCCCAUCCUGCAGCCAGGACCUUGAAGCAGGACUGUCCCGGGCUGCACGGGGAACCGCUUCCUUGUCUCACUCUGUCGUGGUUGCCUGUGCCUGUCGGCCCCAGCUUUCACCCCCCAGGGAACCAGAUGCCUGGAAAACGGACCAGCGGUUAAAGCCAGAGGCCUUACAGACAGUCUCCAAAGAGCGGCUGCACUCCUUAGUGGACAGCAAGGCCUACGCGGACGCCAGGGUUUUGGUGGCUAAGUUCUUGGAACACUCGAGCUGCUCCCUUCCCGUGGAGGUGAGGCACGUGGUGGGCUCCGCUCGCUCAGCCAUCCCCUCCGAGGAGUGCCACAUGGAGGAGGCCGUCCUCAGCGCCCGUGUCCUGGACCAGCUGUGAAGGCGCCUCCGUCUGGAUGUGGACAUGGACAGACCUGGUGCCAGAGUCCCUGCCGGGGACGCUGGGCCUGUGGGGAGAGGCUGCUUCCCCGGGGUGGAUCAAGCGGCGGAGGCCCUUCCCUCCUCCAGGGGGACCCCAUCGGCUGUUUUCUGGGGGCUGACGCUUCCUACCUGUCCCGGUGAUACAGUGGAUGACUCUCUCGUGUCCAUCGUGAAUUCUUCCCUGUCGUCAGGCAGGUAGCACCUUGAACUAGCCACGUGACAGCGAUCCAGUGGCAGGGGACACGCAUGUAGCUAAAGAAACUGAAGUAUCUUCACGAUCGGGGCCAUGGAAGAGCAGGAUUCUCCUGCACCCCAGUCCCCACCCCCACCCCGAUUUAGUUUAGUGUUUAAAGGGGUAGAGGAGUCCAUCAGGCAAUGAGCCCAUUUCCCCUUGCAGUUUGAAUCAAUGAUCAACCCUUUCUUAGAGGCUGAAUUUUAAGAAAGUAAGUCAUUCUAGCCCAGAUGGCAGCGGGGGUCCAGCCUUACGCCCGCAGGGCGACAGGGCCACCCUGUGAACAAACAUACAAUGAGGGACUCCCCAGGGGGGCCCGGCCACCCUGUGGCAAGGGGCUUUGAGGGACCCGCACCCCCCACACCCCCCCCCCCCCCCCGCACCUUGUCUCCCGGGCAACCCCUCCCUGCCUCUCCCUGCCCCAGGGCAUUUUCCCAGCUUCCUCUCUGGCUGUCUCUCCACUGUCUCUUUAGCCAGCUCAGCACAGAGCACUUUGUUAUUUGCCCCGUAACAAUAAGCCCCAUGGCGAGCCCCCGGGGUUCUCCCACAUCUGCCCUCGCCAGACUGGCCUCAAGGGGUCUCUGAUGACUCAGAGCAGCCCCUUCCCCAGCCGGGCGGCAGCCGCCACGUCUGCUUUGGAAGAUGCCACCUGUCGAGCACUCCUUUCCGUGAACCACCCCCACCUCGAGCUGGGUGCGCAGAAGCCUCGGCCACAGCAGCUUGGGUGCCCUGGACCUUCUUGGACCCCUGGGCCGCCCUGUUCUGGCGACCUCAGCAGCAGCUGCUUCCCAACCAGGGUCGUGGAGCAGCGCUGUCCUCAAGGACUUUCUGCAGCCACGGGGAUACCUGUGCCAUCCUGGAGUGUGGCUGCCAGACACCCCGAGGAGCCCCAUGUCAGCUGCCAACGCUUUGCUUCCUAAUGUUAUCAUCGGUCACUGCCGUCCGGAGGUGAGAGCUGGACCAAUAUAUAAAUCAGGCCUUGUGAUGAUAGCCAGAACUUCUCCGCUCGAGACAUCACAGAGGAGAAUUUAUGAGCACUUUAUCCAGACUAUAAAACGGGAAAUCUCUACUCUAAUUUUUCUCAACUGAGGGCUUUUGAAGUCCCCAAAAGUAAAUCUCUCUGCAGGUAAAGUAAGUUGAUGGUUUUUCCAAGGGGCCUCCCCUAAGCCUCCCAGCAAAGCAUGGAUGGCCCCAGCGCCCUGGCCUCGGCAUCAAGGCAUCUCUGGGGUGGCAACCAGAGCUUAGCAGGCUGCAGGGGUCUCACCUGGGUGGGGGGCUCACGUCAGGUUUGGGGGCUCACACGGCAGGGCCAAGCCUGCAGGUCUCAGACAGGCUGCCUCUCGAGUGAGGCCAGCCCUUGCGUCCACCCCCCACCUCACGGGCAUCAGAACUGUUACCCUGCCGCGGGCUGGGUGACCUCCAGGGGGCCUGGCCUGCUGCUCUGUGUCUUUUGCUUCCCCUCCCUGCAGGGCGCCAUGUCUCCUGCCUCCGAGCACCUGCCACAGCCUGUGCCUCCCCCUGGGUGCAGGUAGGUGCUCUGGCCUGAAGCCCACCGGCCGGCCGUUCUCGAGUGCUCGGCCCGCACACGUGUCCUCACAGCAUCUCUAUCUUGCGGGUGAGUACACUGUACCCAGUUGUACGGCGCUGGGCUGGCACCUUCUGAGGGCCCACGUCGGCUCCUGCAGGGCCCAGGCACCUGGCUCCCAGGAAAGGUCCCGGGAAGAGAGAGGUGCCUGGCAACGGGCCGGGGUCUGACUCCCCAGCCCGGGUGCCUUCAACCCCGCUGUGCUCGGCGGCACCUGGGAACCAGCAGCCCCGGCAUCGAGCGCCCUGAGCCCCAGGCUGUGUCGGCUCAUGGCCAAGGGGAAAGGCAGUGUCCCCCCGUCACUGGUGCGUCCUCGUCCGCUCGGCCCUGGUCUCCCCGCUCUCGUUAACACGUCAGCAGGCAGGUCCCCACGGGCUGCGCUGGAAGCCAAGGCCCAGGAUGCCCCCUUCACGGGGCCCGGGGCCUGUGCUCUCCUGGACCUCCCCCACCAAAAAGAGGGCCAGCACAGGGCCAGUGCCUGUCUGGCACUGCCAUUAGACCCCCACCCAGGGACCACAAGGAUACUGGGCUGGAGGAACUCCAGACCCCUACUCUAUGGCAAACGGGGGCGCUUAUCCUUCACAAGGACUUAAGGGCUUCUUCAGCUGGUGACAAUGACACAAAUGCGUGUAACAAACCACAUAAAAGAAAGCUUAUCUCGAAUGGAUGUUUUCUCCCCCACAGCUGUAUUGAUCCACAGAUGCUGCUAUUAAGGCAGAAUUUAUAGGAAAUUGUUUUCAAGCCUGUUUGUACAACUGGCAGGCUGUAUUUAUUUAAUGUACCUCAAGGUGUUUUCAUAAUGAUCAGUGUUUUAAUAAAAACUAUUUCUGGC
This is a messenger RNA of Orcinus orca (killer whale), 4464 nucleotides long. RefSeq names its product endosomal transmembrane epsin interactor 2 (gene ENTREP2). Gene Ontology annotation, cellular component: membrane. Lineage: Eukaryota; Metazoa; Chordata; Mammalia; Artiodactyla; Delphinidae. The coding region runs from base 152 to 1774 and encodes 540 amino acids. The record is from RefSeq and is a predicted model, not a curated record. The transcript has 11 exons.